GCUCGUGUGUGCGGGGGGGCGGUGUGCGGUGCCGGUGCGUGUGUGUGCGGUGUGCGUGUGUGUCAGCGUGGGGGCUCCGGUGCGUGCGAGCGUGUAUGUGUGUGUGUCUGCGUGCGGUGCCGCUGCGUGUGUGGGUUACCGUGCGGUGCCGUGUGUGUGCGCGGGGGUGCGGUGCCGGGUGUGUGUGUAUGUGCGGGGGUGCGGUGCCGGUGCGGUGCCGGGUGUGUGUGUAUGUGCGGGGGUGCGGUGCCGGUGCGGUGCCGGGUGUGUGCGUGCGCGGCCGGCGCGGCGCGGCGCGGCGCGGGGGGGCUGUGCGGGGCGCGUACGCCGGGCGGACCCGGCGGGGCGCAGCUCGGGGCCGGUCGCCGGCAGGGCCGGUCGCCGCCACCGCACGGCGUAUGUAGUACGGCGCUGGGCGGCUGCCGGAGGGUGAAUGAAGCGAGGAGGAGGCGGCGGCGGCGGGGGAGGCGGCGCUGGCGCUGGGAUGUGCCCGGCAGCAGCUCCGCUCCGCUUCACUCAGGGCCCAGGCCGGCUGCAGACGCCACCCGAUCAACAUUGCAGGCCAAGCCACAUGGGCAAGCAAUACAAGCUGUGAAUUUAUUCCUGACCCCGUAGGACAGUGACCACCGUCAUUUUCGUCUUCACCGUACCGUUAUGCACUGCCAAUAAGUGAAAAGGUCAAGAAAAGCAGUAGCUCAGUGGCUGAAUUUUUCUCAAGUGCUUUACAGCAGGGAAAGUGGGGAAACCUCUUAAAGUGGUGUCUUAUUCAAUCCUGGAGCACAGGGGAAGAGUUUUAAUGCAAAAUACCAGAAAAAAAAGUCUGCAACAUCUCCUGUGAAGGGGGGAAAGGAGAUCAACAAUUGCAUCUUGGAACACUCAUUAUUUGAGGCCAUAUGUGUCCUUUGAACUCUGAAGAAGCUGUGCCAAAAGGAAGCCUUCUUCUCCUCCCCUCCUCCCAUCGUGGAGCCGCUCUUAGAUAAUUGCAAUUAGUAGACAAUGCGGAGCGAACCCAAAUGUGAAGUUCAUGGCUCUACCUUACUUUAUUUGAAAGAGGAAAGCCAGUGAGGACGUGUGAACAAUUCAGCAGCUUCUGAAAAAUCUUCAUGCUUAAAGGAUAAUCCAGAAUUCCCUGAAGAAGAACAUAGUGAAUGUUAAUCCAGAGGAGCUGUCGGAGGAUAGUGCUCACAGGGAGAUGAUUCCUCAUGAAGUCACUGGAUCCCCUGCAGAAAUCAAAUGUGACUUUCCAUUUAUCAGACUGAAAUCAGAGCCAGCCAGACAGUGAAGCAAGCACAGUGGAGGGGGGACGGCGAAAGAUGAAAUCCAACCAAGAGCGGAGCAAUGAAUGCCUGCCACCUAAGAAGCGAGAAAUCCCUGCCACCAGCCUGCCUUCGGAGGUGAAGCCGGUCCUGCCAAGCGAAAACCACCGUGCAGAUAACCUGGCAUGGCUCCCCAGCACACCCAGUGGCCAGGGCGGCCUGGGGGGCCGGCACCGGCCCGGCGGCACUUCCUCGGUGGAGGCAGGCUUGCAGCAGGGUUUGCACAAGUCACUGUCUGCAGGGCUGGACUAUUCCCCGCCGAGUGCGCCCAGGUCCGUUCCAGCCUCUACCACUCUUCCCACAGUGUACUCGCCCGCCCUCUCCCAGUCAGGGACCCCCGUUUCCCCCGUGCAGUACACUCACCUGCAGCACACCUUCCAGUUCGUCGGGCCCCAGUACAGCGGGUCGUACACGGGAUUCAUCCCCUCGCAGCUGAUUUCCCCAACAGCCAAUUCUGCGACUGGCGCCGUGGCGGCGGCCACAGCCGUUGCGACCACUCCAUCCCAGCGCUCCCAGCUGGAGGCUUAUUCCACUUUGCUGGCCAGCAUGAGCGGCUUAAGCCAGCAGGGGCACAAAGUUGAGCCGCACCUGGUCAGGACGCCUGGACUGAUUGCUGCUGGGUCUCCUCCACCCGCCCAGCAGAACCAGUACGUCCACAUUUCCAGCUCUUCCCAGAACACUGUCAGAAAUGUCUCUCCUCCAACCAUCCCAGUCCCCCUGCACCCACAUCAGACAGUGAUCCCGCACACCCUCACCCUCGGCCCUUCCUCCCAAGUGGUGGUGCAGUACACUGACUCGGGGGGCCACUUUGUCACCAGAGAUCCCCCCAAGAAACCCGAGAGCAGUCGGCUGCAGGCGAUGCAGGCCAAGGAGGUACUGAACGGCGAGAUAGAGAAGAGCCGGAGGUACGGCAUUUCGCCUUCUGCCGACAUGGGUCUAGUCAAAGCAGGCAAUAAACCAGCUCCCCAUCAUUAUGAGACCAGGCACGUGGUGGUCCACUCGAGCCCCGCUGAGUACGGCGUGCGUGAUUCCUCAGGUGUCCGAGCCUCUGUCAUGGUGGUCCCCAACAGCAGCACACCCACGGCAGACAUGGAGGUGCAGCAGGCCGCCAAUCGUGAGACCUCUCCUUCAGCCCUCAAUGACAAGGGAAGUUUGCACUUAGGAAAGCCAACCCACCGGUCCUAUGCCUUGUCUCCGCAGCAGGCUCUGGGCCACGAGGGGGUGAAGGCGGUGGCCACGCUGUCCCCUCACACCGUCAUUCAGACCACCCACAGCGCCUCCGAGCAACUCCCUGUGGGGCUGCCGGCGACAGCUUUCUACACUGGGACCCAGCCGCCGGUGAUCGGCUACCUGAGCGGCCAGCAGCAAGCCAUCGGCUACCCCGGCAGCCUGCCGCAGCACCUGGUGAUCCCGGGCACCCAGUCCCUGCUGAUUCCGGUCGGCAGCGCGGAUGUGGAGCCGUCGGGAGUCACGCCUGCGAUCGUCACGUCGUCUCCUCAGUUUGCAGCAGUGCCUCACACGUUCGUCACCACCGCCGUCCCCAAGAGCGAGAACUUCAGCGCGGAGCCCCUCACCACCCAGCCCGCCUACCAGGCCACCAUGGUGCAGGCGCAGAUCCACCUGCCUGUGGUGCAGUCCAUCGCCUCCCCUGCCGCCGCGCCCCCCACGCUGCCCCCUUACUUCAUGAAGGGGUCGAUCAUCCAGCUGGCCAACGGGGAGCUGAAGAAAGUAGAGGACUUGAAAACAGAAGACUUCAUACAGAGCGCGGAAAUUAGCAAUGACCUGAAAAUCGACUCCAGCACCGUGGAGAGGAUCGAAGACAGCCAUAGCCCGGGCAUCGCCGUCAUACAGUUCGCGGUGGGGGAGCAUCGAGCACAGGUCAGCGUGGAAGUCUUGGUAGAAUACCCUUUUUUUGUAUUUGGACAAGGCUGGUCAUCCUGCUGCCCUGAAAGAACCAGCCAGCUCUUUGAUUUGCCAUGCUCCAAACUCUCGGUGGGGGACGUCUGCAUAUCGCUCACGCUCAAGAACCUGAAGAACGGCUCUAUUAAAAAGGGCCAGCCCAUGGACUCAGCUAGUAUCUUGCUGAAGCAUUCAAAGAAUGACAGUCUAGCUGGAAGUAGACACAGGUAUCCGGAGCAGGAAAACGGGAUUAAUCAGGGAAGCGCACAGAUGUUAGCUGAGAAUGGUGAACUGAAGUUUCCGGACAAAAUAGGAUUGCCUGCAGCACCUUUGCUCACCAAAACAGAACCCAGCAAGCCCCCAGCAACGAGGAAGAGGAGGUGGUCAGCCCCCGAAACACGAAAACUAGAGAAAUCAGAAGAGGAGCCACCUUUGACUCUUCCCAAGCCUUCUUUUAUUCCUCAGGAGGUUAAGAUUUGCAUUGAAGGUCGAUCCAACGUAGGAAAGUAAAAGUUGUUUGGGGAAAGGAAAUUAGGCUAUCCCUUGUCAUUUUUAUCCAGAUUACUGUACUGUAGACUAAAUAACCCAGUAUUUACAUGUUAUCAUCUUAUUUUAGGUUUAUGUUAUAACCUUGUUGUUAUAGUUGCAGCUGGUAUUAUGCAGGAGACUGGUGCAUAUGUUUUUCCACAAGUGUUUGUCAGUGACUAGGUUUAUCGAGAGCUACAGAAGGGGCAGUAUCUGCUUCACACACCCUUAGUGGAAAUGAAUGUGUUGUCAUGGCUCCUGUUUUCUAACACCUCGUGUAGGACAGGGUCCAGCUGUGAUUUUGUUUUCUUUUCAUCGCUGUUUUUUUGUUUUGUUUUGAUUUUGUGUUUGUUUUGUUGUUUUGGUUCCUGUUCUAGGUUUUUAGGGGGGAGGUGAGGAGAAGGGAACUGUAGCAGAGGUGUGUGUCAAACACGGGGUGCGUGCGUGUGUGUGUGCGUGUGUGCGUGCCAGCCCCCUGGGCGGGACGGCCGCUCUCUGGCAGGUUGGUGAUGAGGCUUCCUCACCCCAGGUGGAUGCUGAGGACACAACCCUUGGGUGUGUUACUGAGAAGGAUCAGACAGUCUCCGAUGUUUUCAACAACAAGCCAACUCUUACUCAAGGCUCUACUAUACAUAUAUAUAUAUAUAUAUAUUUGUGUGUGUGUAUAUGUAUAUAUAUAUUUUUCCCCCAUGGGGUCUGACUGCACUGAUUUUUAUUCCUAAAGCAAACUGCCACACCACAUUUCCUUUCUGCUUGCUAGUGCAGUUCCAUUGCCUGGAGUCAGCGAUGGUGAGGCUGCAGGGCCUGUGGCGCCAGUGGCCCUGCAGGGUGUCCCUGGAGGGCGGGGGUGGGUGCGUGCGUGUGGCGUGGGUGUGCUUGGGUGUGCGAGGAGGCCUCUGCCUCUGGCUCUGCGGAUGCGCCUGGCUCAGGCUCACUCCUGUUUCUGUGCAGUGUUAGACAAAUCGACCGGGUUACGCCAUUGACAUUUGCUUCCACAAGGUAGAUGCAGACUGCCCCUUUGAGAUCACAGGCAUCCAUCGUUUGCAGUUAGGUUGCAAAUCUUUGUCUUUAACUCUAUAGUACUGGUUUUAGUUCAUGGUUAUGGACAACUGGUGCCACUUUUUUCAAAUUGCGGUGUGUGACACAGGAAUCCGCUGUUGAAGAUGAACCUAGAAUGUCUUUAAGCACUUAAAAUGCUGUUCACACUUUAUUGCUGAGCAUCCUGGUCUAACACUCAGUACGUACUGUAUAUCACUUUAAUCUGCUCGGAAAGCAACAACAACAAACAAACAAAUCUCUUCAACACUGUAACUACAUGCAACUAUGUAAAGUUUUCUCACAGGCAAGAUGCUGAAAGUUUUAAUGUGGUUUCAAAGGGAUGAAUGUGAAUUAUUGAACUAGUAUGUGACAGUCAUUGUCCACAAAGGACUACUUAAUAGGAGGCACUUUUUAAACUUUAAUGCUUGAGAAAGAGUUAAAGGCAUAUGUGAGCUGACAUAAUAAAAAAAAAUAAGAGAAAGGAAAAAGGAAAGAGGAAAAAAAAUCAUUGUCCAGUGUUUUUGAAAAAGAUGGACUUUAAAGAAUCUUGCAAUUUGCACAUCUUGAGUUUAUCAUUUGUGUGGUAUUCCUGCAGUUUUUACCUAAUAAUGUUGUGGGGUGGGGGGGUCUGAAAGAGCAUAAACAAAUGUAGCAAUUACUCACUAACCUGCCUAAGCUCUAGGCCAUUUCAUAGGGUUAUGUUCCUUUCAGAGUUCAUUUUUGGUCUUUCUACCGUAUUGGCCACACAGAACCAGGUCCUACCAGGACACCUCUGAGAAUUUUUCUUCAGACUUGCUGAGAGAGUUUUCCAGAAAAAAAACAUUUCUAUAAGUAAGCAAGGUGUUUGUUUGUUUUGAAAACAAACCUAUUGUUAUUUUAUUAUUAUAAUUAUUAUUAUUAUUAAUUUUAAUUGCAUCAUUUUCCAUUGGAAAGGCGACAUUUCAAGAGUUGGGUACAAACCAAGUAGGAGCGGGGGGAUUCAUGCGUUCAGUCUUUUUUUUCCCCAGGUAGGGCCGGAUCCUCUGAGGUGCUGUGCACCCAGCCUCCUGCACGAGCCUCCGGGAGGCGCGAGUAUGAAGUGUGCCUGGGCUGAGUGCUAAAGCCUGUCGCUGCCUCUUGAAAGAUCCCAGUGGGAUUUCAGUGGGAUCGUGCUCGGGCCCUCCGUGAGCAAGCGUUGGUGUCGUCGUUUUUGGUUGGCGAGUUCACAUCCUUCAGGUAGUUUUGAAGAAGCUGUACUCACAGGGAGAACAGGAAAUCAAAGUCUGUCAUUAGAAACACAGUAACCUAAAGUGAACAAAUUUAUUUAAAGUCUUGUUUUCCCUCUCCCCUGAAAUACAGUACUUUUCUUUAAGAGAAGAAAUGUUAACCCCAAACCCCAUCUUUGACUCUCGUUACUUGUUACUUGAAAUUUAGCUCACACCAGACCUAAUUGUUUUUAUACCAUAUUCUGGGGUGCACCAAAAAGUUGAAAUAUGUUUAAAAUAGCUUGAAACUUUUUUUGAAUUUCCUUGAAUUUUAUUAACCUCUCGGCAGGCUACCAAAUAGCUGAGUGGGUUUCUUCUCACAAUCACACAGCUUAGUUAGUGCUUAUUUGUUAAUAUUUCUGCUCAGAGAAGUUGCUUAAUCUUCCAUAUACUCUGCUCAGGGCACUUGCAAUUUAUUGUUUCGUUUUGUUUCUUGUUUUGUUUUUUUUUUUUAAGCUUUGAUGGUAAAGGAAUAGAAAGAAUUACAGUUUAGUUCACAGUCGUACCACUAUUUCUGUACUUCACGUGUACUUGGAAAAAAAGAAAUCUCAAGUAAAACCAUACGCAUACACAUUUGUGGUUAAUAAGGAAGCAGGGGCUAUUAAACUGACUGGAUCUAUUCAACUAACACUAAAAAAAUAAAAAAAUAAUAAUAAUAAAAAAAUACAUUUGGAGCAAUAGGAAUGUAUUAGUUCUGUGCUUGUAUUUCAGACUGAGGAAUUCUGAAAUAACUGGUUCUUUCCAAACAAUUGUCCCCUUCCAUGCUUUAGCUUUUGUAGGAUGUGCAAUAUUUUACGUGCCAACUUGGACUCACCUGUGCGGUGUUAGCUAGAUCUCAUACCCACUUCUGAUUUCCCCUGAUUUUUUUCUCUUUUGAAUUAUUUCUUUUUUACUUUUCUUCCUGCCCCCCAUCCCCAUUAAUAAGUCCCUCCCUGUCCUCCCCCCUCCAAAAAACCCACUCCAUAUUAAGGGUAGAAGAUCCCUUGCCCCGGGAAACACAAACCCAUUUUGUAUUUGUUGUUUAAAGAGAUCCAGGAAGAAAAAAAAGGCAAAAAAAAGAGAUGCGUUCAUGUCUACAUGGCAUCCAGGCAGAGGGUGGCACUCAACCCUACGGCCGAGUGCCGCCUUCUGCCUGGACACACGCACAGGAGGGGGCUCCCACCGGGGCCAAGUCCUUUGCAAGGCGGGGCUUUGCCUCUCCCUCUGGCACUGAGCAUCCCUUGUGGUGUGGCCCCAAGCCCAGGAGUGCCAUCGAUCCCAGGGCAGGUGCAAAACACCACUCGCAGGCACGGGGAUGCUGAGGUGAGGCCGAAGGAGGAGGCUCGGCCUCUGCUCUGUGUGGCGGCUGCUUUGCAAUAGUAACUAACAGCAGUUUUCUUUUUCUCUGUCUGUUUCUUUCCUUUUGUAGCAGGCCUCUUUAGUUUACAACAAAAUGCAUACAAUCACCAAGAAAUUAGUCAGGGCAAAGAAAAAUAAAACAAGAACCUCUUUAUAGGGAUUUCUAAAAAAAAUCUAUUUGUCUGUCUAUCUAUCUAUCUAUCUAUCUAUCUAUCUAUCUAUCUAUCAUCUAUCUAUAUAUCUCUAUAUAUAAAGUGACUGUUCCUUAUAGUGUUUAACUUUGGCAUUGUUUCAGUUUGUCUGGGCCACAUCGUGGGGAAUUUGAGUUUGAUGUCACUUACCUCGAGUCCUCUGGUCGAGACCCGAAUCGGAGUCGCUGUUGACCUAUUUUACCAUUUUGUACCUUGCCCUUAGGCUUGCUUUCCCUCGAAGAUGCAGACCUCGGGAGGAGGGGAGGGACACACGUUCCUUUUUUCAUUCCUUUAAUUCCUUCGUCCCACUGUCGCUUCGUUCGACCUGUCGUUCCCGUCAUUUUCUCAGCAUGAGGAAGUGACAUCACUACUCUUGUUUCCCUUAAAUCAAGGAACAUUUAGAAACCUUUCACACCUUUUACUCAGGGAUGGGGCUGGCGUAUGUGUGGUACACUGAUGUGACCAGAAGCAGCACUUUUACUGCUCCGGAGUAGGGAUGUACAAUGUUACAGACAAGUUUGGAUUUCCUGCAUCUCACAGUUUAAACUUUGUAGAUCUCACUUAGAUUGCAAUACAAAAGCAGCAGGCUCAGCAUGAACUGUAGCUGUUGGUUAUCAUGAAAAUACACUCUCUGCAGAGAUAUUAAAGUGUGUUGCCAGUAGUAAAAAGUAAAUGGUGAAAUUCUGUUAAUUCUUGCAACAGCUUAAAAAAAAAAAAAAAAAAAAAGCCUGUGUCAAGGAGAGCGAAUUCUCAACCUUUUUAAACACUAAUGGUGUUGUUUCAGAGUGGCUCUUGGUGCAAUGCUCUGCGUGUCAUGGGACCCAGUUCUGCAAACACUUAUACAUGUCCCCAUGGGAGGUCUGGGCUGGCCAGUGAAGGCUGCUCAGGGGCUUGCUGUAAAAGCACAUGUAUAAAUCUUUGUGAAAUUGAAGCAUGGUUCAAUCAGGGCCAGAUCCUGACCGUAACUGGGCAGCUGGAAAAAUGUCGGGAUUCACCAGGGCAGAAGCCUUGGGCAGGUGGAGAGGAUUUGGCCCAUUGAAACAAUUCUGCUGUCCCAGAAACUUGACAAUUGCAGAACGGGAUAUGCACUCUUACAGUUUCCAUUUCUUCCCUCCCCAUCAUCACAGGCAGCAGCAGAGUCCACUGUGGGCUCUGGCCAGUGCUAAUGUGAAAAGCAAGGGGAAUGAGCAUGCCACCAGAGUGGAGGCAGUAAUUUCCUUUCCUCAUAGCAAAAUGGGAAUUUUUUGAUGCAGAUAUACAUAUGUGCACACACAUCCCCAGGCAGAAGUGUCUGUUAGCACACAAAGAAGUUAUGUGUGCAUUUUUUUUAAUGUGUAUGCCUACGUGUCCACUUGAUUCCCUGUCCUGAGGACAGCCUUGCUUUGUGCCCAUGGGAAAUUCCAAACGCGUUGCACACCUCUACUCCAGAGUUCAAUUUCUUUUACAUAGACGACCUCGCUUCAGAUGUGUUACCUUUACUGAUAGGAUCUUUUCUUGUAGCACUAUACCUUGUGGGAAUAUUUUUUGAUGUAAACCUAAUUUGAGAAGCUUAUUAAAAAUAGAAACUUUUUUUGAAGCACUCACAUUGAGGAGUACAGGUAAUGUUUUAAAAAAUUGCACAAAAGAAAAAUGAAUGUUGGAAUGAUUCAUUCAGUGUUUGAAAAAGAGAUGGCUCUGUUUGAACAGUGAGUUUCAUACCUUGUUUGUAAAAAAAAAAAGUUUUUAAAUACAAAAGCAGAGAAAGGUUGAAAGUUACAUGUUUUUUGUAUAUAGAAAAUGUCAUGUCUAGAUGAUCUGAUUUGUAUUGGCUCUGGCCAGGAAGAAUUAUUACUUAAAAGGCUCUUAAAGAACAACUGUGCUUAAUUUUCUGUUCGUACUACAUGGGUCCCAUUUCUAGGGAAUGGAGUCACAUUGUUUAUUCCUGUGCUGAAAAUACACCUUGGAGCAGCAAUUCUUGAGUGCAGCUACUGGGCACUUCAAAGGGUGGCUUCUGUGCAAAACUAGAGUCUCACUCUCCAGUUGUAUUUUGGCUUUAAGUCUCUUCUGCCUGCGCUGUGGGAGCCCCUGGCAGCCCAGAGGUCAAGGCCGGUUUCGAGGGAGGCCUGGCCCGGCUGGCCCGAGUGUGGGGACCCUGCUGGUGCUGGCAGCCCUCGGGCUGAGAGGCGCUGCUGGCUGAGCACAACCUGCGUAGUUUCCGCCUGAGGCCUUUUGGGCCCAUCUUUUCUCUCUCUGGGGAUGCUGUUCCAUGUUUUUUCAGCACUUCCUGUUCCAGAUGAAAUCCAAAGAGUACAACCCUGAGCUAGAAGUGCUUGUAACGGGGUAUCCUUGCCUAGCACUAGCAGCAGAAUGGUACCCGAGGCGACCCGGCCUUCCAGCCCCUGUCACUGCCCCUCUCCCCCGCCGCUGCUGCCAGAGCAGCUGGUCACACAGAGCACGGUUCCGAUGAUGGUCUUGACCGAUGGCAAGACUGAUGUUUUUCAGAACCAAAAGGAGAGGAUCCUGAAGCAGUUUUCUGAAGAGAGGAUCCUUUUCCUGUCCAAAGAUUGAGCUGGGCAGCUGGGAGCUGGUGGCAGGGUGGAGAGAGCAGAAAGUUUCAGGCUGCUCCCAUCUCCCUCCCCGGAGGUGAACCAAGCUUCAGCUCCCACCGGCACAUGGAGUGGGAAUUCUCGCCCCAUGCAGGUGACCCCUGGGCGCUCAGAAACCAGCCCCAGUUGUGUUACGGUGAAGUGCAUUCAGCCAACAGGUAGUAUUUAUACAAUAGCAGUCUCUAGGGUUUCUGUAGGUUUUUUUCUUCUUGUUAGCUGAAAGGACUCAAGUCUUCCACUGAGGAUUUUAUGGAGGCUUCAUCCAAGGUUGUUUCUUUUUUGUUAGUUUCUGUUUUGAGCAGUUAAAGCUCCUGUGCCCUUUCCCUCGACCACGCAGUAGGUGUGCAUUGGAAGUGUUGUUUGCAGCAAGCGGAGUCACUCGUUGAAGCCGUCCUUGCUGUACUACGGGAUUGGUGAUGGGCAGAAACUUCAGAGCCCAGGUCCUCAGCCAGGGUGGAGCCAGGGUGGGACCACUGGCUCCGCGGGCAGUGCAGGUCUGCCCCUUCACACCCGCUGGCAAGGGGAUUCCACCCUGGAAUGUGCUUUAAAAGUCCAGGUACCCGGGUACUCUCCCAUUGAACAAGCUCUGCAGAAUUCUUGUUCCGUCGGGUUUGGAUCUGGGCAGCUGAGAGCAAAAACGGGCCGGGGGUGGCUGCAGGUGGCUUGGUCUGUGUCUUCAGCCGGGCCAUCACGCCGGGCGCUUUGCAAAGUUACUAAUCUGGUAAGGCAUAGAUGCAACUCUUCACGACAGUCAGCUAAUGUUGAAACUCACUAAUGUAUGUAUUUGCUCCUUUUUUUUUUUUUUUAAUAAUAUAUUAACUUGUUGAACACUGUUCUUUUCACAGUGUUCAAAAGUGGGGGCGGGGGAAUUUCCCAACCUUUUUCAGUUUGGGUGAGCUACUGAAAUCCAUUUUGUACUAGCUAUGUCACCGCUCCCGGCAGCAGCUGGCAGCGGCGCUUGGCCGAGCCGGGGUCAGGUCCAGCCAUUUGACAUCAGUAGUUUUUAAAGUAUUUUUUUAUUUUAAUUGUCUGGUAUUACUAUUGAGGGUUGUUGCAAAUCACACUUCCAGUGUAGUUCCUAGUGUAGGCCCAGUAAAAGGGAUAUUGCAGCUUUGUGUUGGGGAGAAAUUGAGCUGACAUGGCCAGUACAAAGGAGAAAAUAGGGAGGGAAUAACGUUUUGCACCUUAUUGAAAAGAGGAGAAGAUUUUAAGUGCAUACAGACAUAGUUAAGAGCUUUUAUUGUGACAGGAGAACUUUUUUCCAUAUGCGUGCAUACUCUCUGUAAUUCCAGUGUAAAAUAUUGUACUUGCACUAGCUUUUUUAAAACAAAUAUUAAAAAAAUGGAAGAAUUCAUAUUCUAUUUUCUAAUGGUGGUGUGUCUAUUUGUAGGAUACACUCGCGUCUGUUUAUUGAAUUUUAUGGUCCCUUUCUUUGAUGGUGCUUGCAGGUUUUCUAGGUAGAAAUUAUUUCAUUAUUAUAAUAAAACAAUGUUUGAUUCAAAAUUUGAACAAAAUUGUUUUAAAGAAAUUGUCUGUAUACCAGUACAAGUUUAUUGUUUCAGUAUACUCGUACUAAUAAAAUAACAGUGCCAAUUGCAA
Prinia subflava (tawny-flanked prinia) is the source of this 11735-nucleotide messenger RNA. It is a transcript of the gene ATXN1, whose product is annotated as ataxin 1. Gene Ontology annotation, molecular function: protein binding; RNA binding. Gene Ontology annotation, biological process: nervous system development; negative regulation of transcription by RNA polymerase II. Bases 1314 to 3725 code for a protein of 803 amino acids. Lineage: Eukaryota; Metazoa; Chordata; Aves; Passeriformes; Cisticolidae. The transcript has 8 exons. The record is from RefSeq and is a predicted model, not a curated record. Gene Ontology annotation, cellular component: nucleus.